This is a messenger RNA of Nestor notabilis (Kea), 541 nucleotides long. RefSeq lists its product as uncharacterized. The coding region runs from base 20 to 439 and encodes 139 amino acids. The record is from RefSeq and is a predicted model, not a curated record. Gene Ontology annotation, molecular function: DNA binding. The transcript has a single exon. Lineage: Eukaryota; Metazoa; Chordata; Aves; Psittaciformes; Psittacidae.
GAUAGAGCAGCUGGAGAGGAUGGUGUUGGACCUCCAACAAGAUGUCCUCUCUCUGAAGAAGAAGGUGCAGAGGCUGGAAUCCUUGUCCUUCCAGGAGGACCCCCACCGGCAGCCGUGCGAGGUGGUGGAGCUCUUCAAUGGCUACACCAAGGAACAGCUCAAAGAGACCAUCCGCUUUGACCAGAAAAUCAGCACUGCCUGCAAGACGCUGCUCUACAAGCUCUUCACAUCCGACUACAUCCAGAGUCACUCCAUCACGGGCCGGAGGGGCAACACCUUCCGAGAGGCGAAGCCCAUGAUGGAUGAACGUUGCAUCAAAAUCAUCCGGGUGCUGCUGAAGCAGAAGUUUGGAGAUCACCUCAGUGACACAGUGAUCACGGAGAAGAUACAAAACGUGCAGAAAGCCCUGAGGCAGAAGUUUAAGACAGAAUGUCUCUGAUGUGGGGGGGACUUGGUGCCUCUUCCUGCCAUGCUCAUCCCUGUACCUAAGCAAAGACAAGACGAGUCCAACCUGCUGCUCUUCAGCUGAUUCCCCCCAAAG